AUGUCGGAGCGCAAGCCCACAAGCCCCGAUGACCCUCGUCGAGGCGACUUCGAUCCGCCUUUCGUUUCACGCUCGAAUAGAGACCGGCAUAGAGACCGAGAUCAUCGCCGAUCAUCUUCUGCCCGCAGCGUCAGUAUCAGCGUGAGUUCGACCGCCAGCAACAGCACCGCUUCAAGUAGGAACCCCGCUCUGUCGCAAAAGCAGCCCAACAAGAAAAAGCAACCGAGCGUCGUCGUCUCCGCCAUGUCGUCUUCGCCCGCUAUGCCCGACUUGUCUAGCGCAUCGCCCUCGUCAAUAUCAUCAGUGGAUACUAGGUCUGGAACUGGCGUUGAAUCCACACAUGGAGAUGGCACCACAGAUGGCAUCUACGUUCUUGGCGACAUGCCACCGUUAAUCACCACCGACAGCGUCCCAGAGCCCGCUCUAUCGCGCGCAUCGCUCUCGUCCUGGGACACACCUGCAGUAGCCUCUAUAUCCUCCGCGACGCCCUCAAUACCCAUAUCUCUAACAGCUAGCACUGAGCAGCGCACAUACGCAUGUCUCUUCUAUAUGCUGGACUGUCACGAGUCCUUCGAUGAUGGCGCGGAGUGGCGCACCCACGUCUUCAGCCACUUUCGUUCCCACCCAACCCCACCAUCAGCGCGGUGUCCGCUGUGCCCGAAUACAAAGUUUGUCGAUGGCGUCUCGGAACCCGUGUCAUCGCCUGUUCCUGAGGACGCUGAGUCGGCCCACACUAACGACGAGGCUGUUGGAGCCCCACUGAGUGACUCCCCCUCUGCAUGGGAUCGUAUGCUCGACCAUGUCGCUGCCGAUCACUACUGUCUUGGCCAGACGCUUGCUGGUAGUCGGCCGGACUUUGAGCUUAUGCGGUAUCUUUAUGGGAUGCGGGUUAUCACCGAUGCGCAGUUUAAGGCUAUGCAGUUGCCGCCUGCGCCGUCGAGUCCGGCUUAUCAUCGCUCGCAGGAUGGUAUUAGGGCUAGUAUUGGCUCUGCUGAUGAGCCAUACUGUGCGCCAUAUAGUAAGAGACGGGAGGAAAGGAUGAGGGGCCAACAGAGGGGUGUCGGGGUUUUGUAG
Molecule: messenger RNA, 1074 nt
Organism: Penicillium vulpinum
Lineage: Eukaryota; Fungi; Ascomycota; Eurotiomycetes; Eurotiales; Aspergillaceae
Exons: 1
Coding region: 1-1074 (357 amino acids)
Source: RefSeq, a predicted model, not a curated record